This is a messenger RNA of Colletotrichum paranaense, 1020 nucleotides long. Its product is annotated as fungal specific transcription factor. The record is from RefSeq and is a predicted model, not a curated record. Lineage: Eukaryota; Fungi; Ascomycota; Sordariomycetes; Glomerellales; Glomerellaceae. Bases 1 to 1020 code for a protein of 339 amino acids. The transcript has 3 exons.
AUGCCACCAAAGCGAGCAUGCGAUAUCUGCUAUCGUAGAAAGACUCAAUUGCUGACCUAUGUGCUUUGUUAUCCCAGAUCCAAUGUCUUAUCCCUGCAGAGGGCCCUCCGUGCGACUGGUGCAGCCAUCAUGAUUCCGAAUGCACUUUUCACCGCGAUGCGCCACGGAGGAAGAGGAAAGCCAAUAACGGCUCUUUCCCUUAGGGUAACGUUGGGCGACGUCCAAGGCCUCAACAAUCGCAUACAGCAGCUCGAAGAUGCGCUAGCCAAGGCGAACUCGCAGCAACCAACUCAGGCAGACACCCCUAAUCAAGGCCAACCAACUCCAGCGAUAUCCGCAUCUGAGGAGAUUUCAAACUCAGCAUCUGUCCAAAGUCCAAUUCAAGCAACUAUUCAGAACUCUAUUGCGUUUUCCGAUGAAUCACUCUCUCCACUGGUCUUCUCUCAGACCCCCACCAGUGUGGAUGAUACUUACACAACACCACCAGUAGAUGGGCCCGGCAGCUAUGUCGGUCCCAACUGGUUCUUCAGAGGCAUCCACGCAUUCUCCGAAGACGGGCGCAGAUGGAUUUCCUCCAAGACUGGUCAAACCAUCGAUUGGAGUAAACUUCAAAUAUUCACACCAAAGCCAUCGCCUUUCGCGAGGAGACAUGCGCAACUUUCGCCAGAUCUUUGUCAACUUCCGGAUCGAGCUUCUUUAAGAGAGCUUCUGUCGUCGUACUUCAUUUCAUCUUUCCGCUUAAGAUACCCACUCAUUGACAAAGUUCUCUUCGAAGAGACAAUCUACGAGGCUUACGGAGACCCCGACAAUAUUUCACCUCUACCAAUUCGCCUGGCUGCCCGGGCCUGCGUCUUCGGAGUCGUCAGUCUCAUGACGUUACUACCAGACGCUCAGCCUGGUUCCUUAGGGCUAGACGGCAAUGAGAGCGCAGCCAGAGCCAGCUAUCUUCUCAGUCAACUUGUCGGAUAUGCAAGCCUCACAACGUUGCAAACAGCCCUGUUACUAGUGAGUCGAUCCUAA